AUGAGCACUCAACUGGAAGACUAUUACAAGACGCCGAAAGAGGUUGCUGAAGCAUUGAAAGUCAAAGAUCUUCAGACAUUGAUUCGAGGUUUAUCAAAGCUAAGAACACAACUCACCAUUGCUGUCAAAAAUCGAGUCGAUCCCACCGAAAAACAUACUCGACCUCUUGUUGAAUACUGCCAAUCAUGCACAGACAGCCAUGAAUUGAGCAAUCUGUGGGAUUAUCAAGCCUCUACAAAUAUCCAGGACUUGGAAUGCAUGCUGCCUGAUAUCGUUGGAUUAUUCAUGAGAUUAUGUACAACACCUGUCAUCCGAUCUUACGGUAUCCAGCUCAUCCAGACUGUACUGCAACGACAGAUGAAAUACAUUUAUCGUGGCAUUUCAUCCAUGCGCAUCCCACAUUGUCAGUCCACCUAUAAAUUAUUGACCUCCAUGGUCUCAUUCAACGAAUCAACAGCUAGAGAUUUGUUCACCACCUUCAAUUUCCAGGCAGAGGGAUUUUUGAGAGCUUCCAGAUACAGACAGACCAAAAAGAACAAGAAGCCACAGAGUUACAUCUAUGAUCUUCGUACCAACUACAUACAAUUCGUGCUUGCAUUUUUCAAACAUGGCGAUGCCGAGAUCAAAAAGCAAGUGUUAGGAGUCAAGGGCCUUGUCAGCGGUGUGUUUGUCGGCAUGGACGAAGAUGCAUAUCCAUUGAUUGAAGAGACCUUGUCUGUCAUGUACGAAAAACUGAUUUUGGAUAGCAACGUGCCUCGCAGUUUAAAGGCGUUCUUCUUUUCACCCUAUAUUCUGGAGAAACUUGCCAAGAUCUACACUCGCUCAGAACCAGAGGAGACUGUGCCUGGAGAGACGGGCGGCAUUCCAGCAGAUUUAGUGCAUCAUUUCUUGAUCUCGAUCUGUAGUGUGCCUGAUGUGGGUAUCUGUUUCAAAGACACCACUUGGUAUCCUGCUAAACCUGCAGCCAAUGAUGAAGCCAACAAGAAUUCCAAAAUCACAAACAGAGUAUUGGCCAAGUUUAUUACAACGUUGAAGCCUGCCGAUGAUAUGCGCCAACAAGAACUUGUAUUGAAGAUUUUGGGAGCCUGUCCAGAGCUCGUGCAAGAGUACUGGCACAAUACAAUCUUGAUGUUUGAACCUCGUAUUUCAAACAAAUGGCUUGCCAACAUUACCGUUUUACAAAAGAUUAUUCAGCUACCCGUGCCAUCGUUAUACUAUGGCGAAACUCGACUUUACCCUACUGAACCACCUAGUGUAGACACGAUCCUCGACAACAUCUUGCCCAACGUCUUUAACAGAUCACCCGCCAGUAAGGGUCUUCAACAUGCCAGUCCUCUCGUCAGAUAUACCACCAUGCUCGUCUUGUCAGCCGUUUUUCAGAAGUAUGACAAGGUAGCUCAAUCCAUGAAACGAGUCAUCAUGACACUAGAGACAACAGACAAGAAUAAGAGCACAGCAACUGCAUCUGACAACUGGAAAAAAUGCUUGGAAAGUGUGCGUGAGGGGCUGCGUCGCAGAGUGCCUGAAAUUCAGACCUUGGUUGCCUUGCAUAAACAAACCUCUAUCAAGAUGGCACAGCAACAAAGUGAUGCCGUGGAUCAAGAUGAACUCAUCUAUCAAAAUCAGCUUCUUCAAGAUACAGCAUUUCGAUUGAUUCGUUACUAUCAAGAGUUUGUCCCUGAAGCCUUGAUGGAGUCCAAUAUUGAUCCAGGCAACUUUAUUCCAGCAGACAUCUUGUCUGUCAAGCCAGGCACGUUGAUCCACUUGUUGAAGCUGUUUCUCAGUAUGCCUGAUUUCAACUGGACGAGUAAAUCAUCUGGAUCCUCUUCAUCUCACAUCACCACCUUAUUGACUCUGUAUCUUCAAACACCCUACAAGCAUAUCCGUGAUUUGACAGGAAGACUAUUGAACCAAACAUUGUCUGACUCAUUCAUGUUCAACCAUGACCCUGAAGAAGUACAAUUGUGGCUGAAUGCACUGCCUCACAAUUUGAGCUCGUCUUCCAAAAACUUGGCCAUGUCAGAAACGCAGCAAGGCGUGCUUCAGUUCCUGGACAACUGCAUCAAUCGAUUCAGUAAAGCACAGUACAAAUACACUGAUCAGCUAGUGGAACUCGUCAACACGGUCAACAGCAACCACGCCGAAGAGCCUGGAUUUACUAGAGACUUGAUUUUAGCCAACACAAGCACGGACAUGGCAUCAGAAUACAAGCAUCCCUUCAGUCCACUGCUGCUGACCUUGUGCGAAAACCUGAAUUUUAUCAAAUCUGACAGACGUCCUGCUGUGCUGUAUAUCACCCACUUGCUUACCUUGCUGCUCACCAAGCAACAUGUUCCCUAUUAUCUCCAGGCUGUGUGCUCAAAAUUGGACGCUGAAUUGAGUUCAUCGCACAGAGUGGAUCCUCGCUGCGUAGAAAUCUGGAGUAAAGAUGACAUGAUUUACCAAGCCAAACUGUGUUUGGGACAAGACGUAAAGGUGUCUAGAAAGCAACCAAGCAGCAGCAAUGACAAGAUGGAAGACCGUUUAACGCAAUUGAUCAAGACCGACGAUAUUGCGGAUCUUGCUGAUUGUAGAAAAGAGUUUGUGGAGUUGUUGCAGCACUUGCCAGUCAAUGUGCUUGAUCUUCACCUGGAGAAAACAGCAACGUUCUGUCACCAAAAGCUCAAUUGGGUGUUAUAUGAGCCUCUUGUGGAUUAUAUCACGUCUCGCCAUCCACUUGCAGGCGAUGUCUUUUCAUACAGCCACAUCAAGCCCAUGAAGUCGUUGAUUUCUAUGGAACAUGAACACACUGCUUCCUUACUCACCAAGAUCCCAUUUGCCUGCUUGUUCAACAACGCCGUGGUGGCUCAACGAUACAACAAUGAUCUUGCCAUGUCUGUGCUGAAACGUGCUUUGGAUUCUCUCAAAUCGCGUGAUAUGAUGCAUGCUACCUCGUGCAUCUUUCAACACCUCAAUACUUUACUGAUGGAACCCAAGCCUGAAAAGGCGGCAUCAGGGCUUGAAUUCUGCUUUAGGCUCUUGCGCCAUGUCAUCCAUAUCAUGCACCACCAGAUCCAAGACGUCAAAAUGCGAGCCGAACUAAACAGCUUCAUCUUUACUCAUCCUGCGCUGAAACACCUGGAGAACCAACUGACCAGCCAAAUCCUCGCCUACCAAGAUGUCGAUCAUUUCCCCUCCUCUCUAGAAGACGUCUCUCUCAUCCAAUUAGCCAUUUCCUUUAUGGACAUUUUCGGUGAAGGAUCCAACGCCAAGACACUGCUCGACUGUGUGAUUCGUGUGGAUUUCCAAGGACUGUAUGUCUACAGCAAAAAAGUUGCUAAAAACAUGCACAUCAACGAUACCAUGAAGAAGCUGCUGAUUGUGCUUGUCGAGUACAUGUACAGCUCGUCUCAAGAGUACACAAUUCCCAGCAAAGCGUUUGAGAUUAUCACACAGCUCUGGAAACUGGCAGGCACAACCGAAGAAUUCAACUUGCAAGUACUGUCGCUAUUGGAGUUGAGCAUGACCAGACAACAGUGCGACAACACUGACAACGAAGCUGAAAAGCAUGCUGUGCACGUCUUGUUGGAAGCGUGCUGUGAGCCCAUCAUCAGGCACAUUUUGGCAGGCAACCCAUGUAUCAUUGAUAUUGACGCGCUGCGAUCUGCUUGUGUCGCUUCGUCUGUGGAUGUGCCCAGUAUCGUGGUCAACAGCUUGACCGAUCGUCUCUUACUGACACCCAACUUGGUGGAUGUGAUCCAUAUUGGACAUGACUUGCUAGUCAACAGCACAGAUGAGCAGAGCGAAUUCAUGCAAGUCGUGAUGGAGUUCUUGCUCAAGCAAUUGACGGCUGCUGCGGAUGCCAACAUCAUGUCUGACGAGACACCUGAAGAGGCAUUCUACAACAAACUCGUGCCAUUUGUCAAGGAACUCCAGGGCAACUGGGCUGCUCAUCUCAACACGGAAACUGUGCGUGAUUACAUCUUGACCUCGUUGAUGGACAAUAUGGAGGAUGCUGCUGCUGUUCGUUUUGUGCGUGUGUUGGUGGAGUAUGCCUAUGAAGACUACGACAAGAUGGAACCCAUGGAGACCUACCUGCGUCGUAUCUUGGACCACAAAGAAUACCAGCGUUUGACAGCGCCUGAUGUGGCCAAACUGCUGCUUAAACAAAUCCCUGCAAACCAUGCUCAGCGCUCUGCUAUCAUUCAGUUGAUCCAUACACUCAACAAGAUUCAGCCUCUGGUACUCGCCAAGCACCAUGGCCUGCUGGACCCUCUCUUGACCAGCUACAGUGCUACUACCAGUGCUACUGACCGAUUGAUCUUGGAUGUCCUCAUGUCUUGUGAGAGCCAUGGCCGUGAGACCAUUCUGCCCAAGAUGCUCAUGUGGGGCCCUGGUUCAGACCGCACACGUCAAGCACAUGCACAGGCAGGCACCUUGUUGCAGACCAGCGCCAUCUCGAUCGAAACACUCAGUCUCAUUGACCCUGCUUUGAUGAAAUAUACCUUUACGCACUUUCCAGCAGACUGCACUCUCAAGCAUAUCGCCAUUGACGUGGAUCACGACAGCAUAACAACGCCUGUGUAUGACCCUUGCUUUUUUAUGCCUCUGUUUGCCAACUUGAUCUCAUUAGGUGCUGUGGAUUGCCGCAAGUUUAUCGAGUGCAAUGGCCUUGGUUUUGUCAUGAUGGGCAUGUCCUCGACAGACGAGCAUGUGCGCCAUGUCGCCUAUCAAAUGAUGGAUCAGUUCUAUGUCAUGGUAGAGCAUGCUCGCUUCCGUGAACAGCCCUCGAUUAUCUUUGUGCUGGAGCAGUUCAAGAACUCGAUUCAGGGCAGAUCUGAGGCAGAUGCUCCUCCUCGGGUGCCUGCUGCCAUCACUGUGUGUGUGUCCCAUGCUGUGUCUAUUUUACUUCAUCCUGAGCACUUUAUGCUGCCCCAUAUUACCACCUGGAUAUUGCAGAACCCCUCUUUUGAUUUCAAUUACGUGCCCAUGUUCACCUUCCUGUUCACCUCCUCCUCUCCCAACCACAAAAAAGAGCGUCUUUGGUUACUGUAUGUGCUGUCAUCGUCAUUGAGAACUUACGAGGACUACAAGAUAUUCGCUCGUCAAAGCAUUUUUGACAUGAUUGCUACGUUCUACAACUCUGCUUAUGCAGAUCCAUCCAGCAAAAAGGCUGUUUUAGAGAUCAUGGAGCAAGCGACGGCUAUUCCCAGUGUCACAGCCAACCUCAUUCAGUACAAUGGUCUUUUAGCCUGGAUCCAUCAAGCCAUGGCGCUUGCAUCAGACCAGGACGAGUUUGUGGCGUGGGAGAAGAUACUAGACGCCACCAUGGCUAGUGCAAAUCAAGUGGAAAAGGUGCCUGAAAAGGUCAAAUCCAUGUUGAAUGAUGAAAAGCUGCAUUUGCCCAUCUACAGCCAAUGUCAGUGCUUGUUUGUGUGCAAGUCAUGGAACACCGCUGCUCGCCCCUUUACAGAGCUCAGUGCCAGCACUCGCAUGCUCUAUGGUCGUAAUUGCCUUUACAGACUCGCAAGGAACAUACGGACGGACGAUAGUUAUGGCCAUGGUAUCCGUCGUUUGGAGCUCUUCUUUCCAGUCAGAAGAGAUUACCACAAUAUCCAGAUUGGCCUGAUUCAUCUGCUGGAAGGCUGUUAUAACCUGGCUGAAAUCAUCAUGCACAUGUCUAAUCCUUUGCCUCUGGUGUCUGCCAUGAUUGAAAAGCAUGUCCAUCUACCUCGCUUGGAGCUGGUUCUGGUAGAGAACAAGGAUCAACUGUUGUCUCUUGGCUUUGACUUCCUCAACCUGGUAUUCAUAUAUAAAGCCACAUUGAAUCAAUUGCACAUUAGUGUCUACAUCGGUGCCUUCUCUCGCUUCCUUGCUGUAGACAACAUCUCUGACUAUUUGCACGAGUUUACCAUGCUCAAAUCGUGCCCUCAAUUGCAGAAAUUAAGCCUUCACAUCAAGCCGGCCAGCUUCCAAGUACAACAGACUGUAGCUCAAGAACAAAACGACAGGUCAGACAUUCAAUUGGAAGAACUUGGCAUCGAUGGAGAACUCAUGGCACAAGAAUUGUACAUGUAUCCGGUCCAAAACUGCAAGCAUCUGGACCCCGUCCUCUCUACAUUUCAUGCUUUUGAUGAGGACAUGUCACUGCAAAUUACCAAUCUUAAAUUCAAGACUCUAUUCCCUGCCACAAGCAAAACUCUCCUGGAUAUCGGCUACUGGUUCCCUACAGUUCGCCAAGUAGAGCUAAGAGGAUCCGACUUGACUUCGCUUAUCAACCAGCAUUGCAAUGCCUUGCUAGACUUUAAUGAUCUGAAUCUACAUUUAUCUCUCCUUUGA
This is a messenger RNA of Mucor velutinosus, 6318 nucleotides long. RefSeq names its product acyl-CoA thioesterase. The coding region runs from base 1 to 6318 and encodes 2105 amino acids. NCBI's taxonomy places the organism in Eukaryota, Fungi, Mucoromycota, Mucoromycetes, Mucorales, Mucoraceae. Gene Ontology annotation, biological process: maturation of LSU-rRNA from tricistronic rRNA transcript (SSU-rRNA, 5.8S rRNA, LSU-rRNA); maturation of 5.8S rRNA from tricistronic rRNA transcript (SSU-rRNA, 5.8S rRNA, LSU-rRNA). The record is from RefSeq and is a predicted model, not a curated record. The transcript is spliced from 13 exons. Gene Ontology annotation, cellular component: nucleolus.